This is a messenger RNA of Penicillium alfredii, 3165 nucleotides long. RefSeq lists its product as uncharacterized. Lineage: Eukaryota; Fungi; Ascomycota; Eurotiomycetes; Eurotiales; Aspergillaceae. The record is from RefSeq and is a predicted model, not a curated record. Bases 1 to 3165 code for a protein of 1054 amino acids. The transcript has 4 exons.
AUGGGUAUUCGACAAGGCGACCACACGGCCUCUUCGAGUGCCCCCGACCCAUUGAUCCGAAAGUUUGGGCGGCUUGAUAUUCUCGAUGAUCUCAUUCGACUUCGUGCCGCAGAUGCCGUUCAACCCCCGAUUCUCGCCUAUCCCAGUUCAGACCACGAUGCUGCGUCCUAUGAGUACUAUACCGGACAGGAUCUGGAUGAUAUGAUCGAUUCAGUUGUCGCCAUGCUCAUGGAUAUUGGGUUCUCUCCACCAAAGGCAAACAGCCCCGUUGUGGCGCUCCUUACCCCGUCAGACCUCAGUAUGGUCAUCACACUCUUUGCUCUCAGUCGAUUAGGUUAUACGGUCAUGAUGCUCUCUCCACGGCUCGCGGGAGAAGCAUGUGUCUCUCUACUUGAGAAGGUGGGCUGCGAUACUAUCAUUUAUGGAAAUACCCCGAGCAUUCGUUCGAUAGUUGGGGAUAUUAUCCAGCGAAAACUAGUCACUUGCCGUCCGACGUUUACCAAAGACUCCCUGCAAAACAAAGAUGAAACUCGGGUGAUGAUUUUGCGUCAGCGUCGCGAUUCACAAGCUCGGAACAAGGUCGCUCUCAUUCUUCAUUCAUCGGGGUCUACAGGUACCCCUAAACCGCUCUUCCUCACCCACAAGGCGUUGAUGACCCACCCUCUCAGAGGCCCCGGGCUUACUUCUUUCAACCCCCUUCCGUGGUAUCAUCUUCACGGGCUUUCGACCGCAUUGCAGGCGAUGUGGAUGAGAAAAACUGCUUUUAUGUGGAGUGCCGCACUACCAUUGACCGCCGAAUCUGUGGUCGCCGCUCUUGAAGCGGCGUGCCCCCAAUCUGUGGCCGCGGUUCCAUAUAUGUUGCAGCUGCUAGUGGAUCAACCACGCGGAAUCGCAGCUCUACGACGGUGUCAUUUGGUUACUUACGGAGGGGCACCAUGCCCAGACGAGCUAGGGGAUCGCCUCGUAGUGGAAGGUGUGCAUUUUGGCGGCUCCUUUGGCCUCACCGAGGCUGGUCUUGUCGCAGAAUCUGUUUCUCGGCCCAAGGGUGAUCCUUACUGGAAUUAUCUGCGGUUCUUCGACAACAUUCGGCCGUAUAUCUGGAUGAAACCCAUCGGCGAGUCACUCUAUGAGUGCGUUUACCUAGCAGGGCAUCCCGCCUUGACCACGUCCAACUCGAACGAGCCGUUGGGGUCAUUCCACUCAAAGGACGUCUUUAUGCCACAUCCCACUAUUCCAGGCCGGUGGAAAUAUGCGUCUCGGCUCGACGACCGGAUCACUCUCGUGAACGGGGAGAAGGUGCUGCCGCUUCCCAUUGAAGGCCAUAUCAAGCAACAUCCUCUGAUCCAUGAAGCGGUGGUCGUGGGGUUGGGGAAGGCUAUUCCGGGACUUCUCAUCCUUCGAGCGCCCGAAGCUGCACAUCUCCCAGACGAUGAGUAUUUCGCCAGGGUUUGGCCAACAGUCAGUGAUGCCAACUCUCGAGCUGAGCAAUUCUCCCAGAUUGCCCGCGAUAUGGUGGCCCUGCUACCUCAUGACUCCUACUUCCCCCGAACAGAUAAAGGGUCGAUGAUCCGGGCACGGGUGUACCAGCACUAUGCAGGACUGAUCAACGGCCUCUAUCGCAGAGCGGACCGCGGGGGCGAGUUGCAACUAAGUCUCCUGGACACCCGGUUUACCCUUUUACAGCUUUGUCGGGAAGAACUUGGGAUCUUUAUCUCGGGCGUCGACGCUAGUUUCUUCACCGAGGGUGUCGACAGCCUCAAAGCAAUUCAUCUUCGACGCCUCAUCUUGCGACAAUUCAAAUUCGAUAGUGGCCAAUAUCUAAGCCAAAACGUAGUUUUUGAAACAGGCAGCAUAUCCCAGUUGGCAAAGGUUAUCUGUGCUGUGCAGCAAGGGGAGAACGUCGUCAAAACAGAGAGUGACUUUUCUGUGAUGGUGAGGCUCAUCCACAAGUACUCGUUAUUCAGGAGGCAUAUUCCUCGACGAGCAAUCGCAUCGAAUAUGAAUAGCGUAAUUCUGACAGGAGCUACCGGGUUUAUUGGCGCACAUACCUUGUUUGAGCUCCUCCACGAUCGCUCUAUUUCGACUGUCUUUUGCCUCACCCGACGAGAAUCACCGUUAGAGGCGGUCAUUCAUGCUCUAGCGGAAAAAGACCUGCAUAUUUCUCUCGAGCAGGCUUCCAAGAUAACCGCGCUCACGAGUGGUCUUGACCAACCGGAGUUUGGUCUCGAGGACGAUAUACUCCGGCAAAUGCGACAUUCAGUGACCAAAAUUAUCCAUAUUGCAUGGCCUGUUCAUUUCAACCUGCCCUUGGGCCAAUUUGAAUCGCACAUCAAGGGACUAUACAAUCUCAUCCAGUUCUCCCUGUCUGUGCAACGACCAGAACCUGCGGUCUUGAUGUUUUGUUCUUCUAUCUCCACGGUUCUUGCUGCAUCAUCAUCUAAGAUUCACGAAACCCCCACACCGGAUCUUACAAGCGCUUUGGACAUGGGCUAUGGGAGAUCAAAGCUUGUCGGCGAGCGAAUCGUCAGUCUUGCACGCCAGUCAGGAGCGAGGACACACUCACUGCGAAUUGGGCAAGUCUCAGGCCACUCCAAGAAAGGCCUCUGGAACGACACCGAGGCUCUACCGCUGAUGAUCCGAUCCGCGCUGAUCCUCCGGACACUGCCUGACCUGCCCGAGACAUGCUCCUGGCUACCAGUGGACAAACUGGCCGCAACGAUCGCAGAACUCGCCACUGUCUGCUCGAUGACCUGCCGAGAAUACGGCAAGAUGGAGGCAUCGAGCUCGGCAGCAGUGGCGUACGAGGAUGACUCUAUCUAUAAUGUCUGCAAUUCGCGCAAGUUUGCAUGGUCGUCUUUGCUUGCGUCGCUUAAGCGCAGUGGAUUUCAGUUUGACGCCGUUCCAUUUGAGAAGUGGCUUCAGAUGCUGCGAGAGAGCGAGGCUCGAGGCGAGGAACACGUUAACCCAGCUGUCAAACUGAUUGAUCAUUACGAUGCCAUGUACAGCAGCAAAUCAUCGCUGGCCAGGGGUGCUCCAAAGACAUUUGUCACAGAGAAAGCGGAGAGAGACAGCGUGACGUUGCGAAAUGACCACUCGAGGAUUAUUGAGGACGGAAUCUUAAGUUGCUACGUUCGUGCCUGGCUGACUCGAUGGACAAGGGUGUAA